GUGCCCACCCCCAGCAGCUCAGGGUUCCGGCUUCCUGCCAGGCUCCCCGCACACCCCUCCAAGAAGAGGAAACAUUCCGAGUCACCCCCCAACACCCUCAACGCCCAGAUGCUUAACGGGAUGAUAAAGCAGGAGCCAGGUACGGUGGCAUCCCUGCCCCUCCAUCCUGCCAGAGCCCCUACACCGCCCUGGCAUCAGCAAGGUCCCCUCUCGCCAGGACCGGGAUCCCUUCCCCUCAGCAUUGCCAGAGUCCAGACACCGCCCUGGCAUCCUCAGGGGGCGCCUUCCCCAGGCCUCAUGCAGGACAACGAAAGCCUGAAUGGGUCUUACCUGGACCCCAAUUACCAGUCCAUUAAGUGGCAGCCGCACCAGCAGAACAAGUGGGCCACGCUCUAUGACGCCAAUUACAAGGAGCUACCUAUGCUCACGUACCGGGUGGACGCCGACAAGGGCUUCAACUUCUCGGUGGGCGACGACGCCUUCGUGUGCCAGAAGAAGAACCACUUCCAGGUGACGGUGUACAUCGGCAUGCUGGGGGAGCCCAAGUACGUCAAGACCCCCGAAGGGCUGAAGCCCCUGGACUGCUUCUACCUGAAGCUGCACGGCGUCAAGCUAGAGGCCUUGAAUCAGUCCAUCAACAUCGAGCAGUCCCAGUCUGACCGGAGCAAGCGGCCCUUCAACCCCGUGACGGUCACGCUGCCUCCAGAGCAGGUCACCAAGGUGACCGUGGGACGCCUGCACUUCAGCGAGACCACUGCCAAUAACAUGCGCAAGAAAGGCAAGCCCAACCCGGACCAGAGGUACUUCAUGCUGGUGGUGGCACUGCAGGCUCAUGCCCAGAACCAGACGUACACGCUGGCAGCCCAGAUCUCAGAGCGCAUCAUAGUCAGGGCCUCGAACCCUGGCCAGUUUGAGAGUGACAGCGACGUCCUGUGGCAGCGGGCCCAGCUGCCCGACACCGUCUUCCACCACGGCCGUGUGGGCAUCAACACGGACCGGCCCGACGAGGCUCUGGUCGUCCACGGCAACGUGAAGGUCAUGGGCUCCCUCAUGCACCCCUCGGACCUGCGGGCCAAGGAGCACGUGCAGGAGGUAGAUACCACGGAACAGCUAAAGAGGAUUUCCCGGAUGCGGCUCGUCCACUACAGCUACAAGCCCGAGUUUGCAGCCAGCGUGGGCAUCGAGGCCUCUCCUGAGACAGGCGUCAUUGCUCAGGAGGUGAAGGAGAUCCUCCCCGAGGCCGUGAAGGACACCGGAGACGUGGUCUUUGCCAACGGGAAGACCAUCGAGAACUUCCUGGUCGUGAACAAGGAGCGGAUCUUCAUGGAGAAUGUGGGGGCCGUGAAGGAGCUGUGCAAGCUCACCGACAACCUGGAGACCCGCAUCGACGAGCUCGAGCGCUGGAGCCACAAGCUGGCCAAGCUCCGCCGGCUGGACAGCAUGAAGUCCACGGGCAGCUCCGGGGCCUUCAGCCAAGCGGGCAGCCAGUUCAGCCGGGCCGGGAGCGUCCCCCACAAGAAGCGGCCCCCCAAGGCGGCCAGCAAGUCGCCCUCGGCCGUCCCGGACCAGGCCUGCAUGAGCCAGCGCUUCCUGCAAGGGACCAUCAUCGCCCUGGUGGUGGUCAUGGCGUUCAGGUGGUGGGCCUGGACGUGG
Gracilinanus agilis (Agile Gracile Mouse Opossum) is the source of this 1653-nucleotide messenger RNA. Its product is annotated as myelin regulatory factor. Gene Ontology annotation, cellular component: nucleus; endoplasmic reticulum membrane. The transcript has 12 exons. The annotation marks the transcript as partial. Gene Ontology annotation, biological process: positive regulation of DNA-templated transcription; protein autoprocessing; central nervous system myelin maintenance. The record is from RefSeq and is a predicted model, not a curated record. Lineage: Eukaryota; Metazoa; Chordata; Mammalia; Didelphimorphia; Didelphidae. Gene Ontology annotation, molecular function: DNA-binding transcription factor activity; sequence-specific DNA binding.